Trichoderma reesei QM6a is the source of this 1767-nucleotide messenger RNA. RefSeq lists its product as uncharacterized. The record is from RefSeq and is a predicted model, not a curated record. NCBI's taxonomy places the organism in Eukaryota, Fungi, Ascomycota, Sordariomycetes, Hypocreales, Hypocreaceae. The annotation marks the transcript as partial. The transcript is spliced from 4 exons. Gene Ontology annotation, molecular function: DNA-binding transcription factor activity, RNA polymerase II-specific; DNA binding; zinc ion binding. Gene Ontology annotation, biological process: regulation of DNA-templated transcription; DNA-templated transcription.
AUGUUGCUGCUCAGAUGUAUGAAUUGCCGGCAGAGACGAUCGUAUUGUUCCAAAGAGAAGCCGACUUGUUCGAGAUGUCGUGAUGCGCGACUUACGUGCAUCUACGAGGGGGCCAGGAAGAUUCUUGUGAACGAGUCGUAUCUGCGUGAGCUUGAAGCGAAAGCAAGGGCUUUAGACAGUAUGCAGCCAGGCACUUCGGCCGCUGCGCAUCGCCACCGCAACAAUGACGAAGAUGACGAUUUCGAGGAUGAGCAGCCGCUGCUUGAGCCUUUUACUCAGCUCAGUCUCGACAAUGUCUCUACGAGUAAGUUUUUUUGCUUCCAAGGUCCUGCAUCGGCAGACAACUUCCUCCGCAAUGUGAGAAAGCUAUCCGGCUUCCAAGGUGACGACGGGAGCCUCGAUCUAGUCUCCAACUUUUAUGAGCCCGACGCUCUGCCAUCGAGGCGACAAGUCGUGUUUGGCAUACGCUCGCGAUUGCCACCCAUUGACAUGGCACGGAGGCUCUUUGCAGCCCAGUACAUGUACAUUGGCACUAUCUUUGCCUUUACAGAUCCCCGGGAGUCGUUUGAGCGCUUGCUCCUCGAGGCAUACAGCGGAUUGCCGGAUCCUGCUGACAAGACUGCGUGCUUGGAGUAUGCCAAGGUGCUCAUUGUGCUCGCCUUUGGGCAGUUGUAUUCGGUGAAUCAGUGGGUAGACUUUCGAGGACCGCCGGGCUUUGAUUACUUUCGAGACGCGCUCAACCUCCUCCCCGAGACCCAUGAGGAGGGCUCUAUCCUGUGUGUUGAGACUCUGGCCCUUGCGGGCUACUUCAUGCAGAACAUGAAUCGUCGGGAUGCUGCGUUUCAGUACAUCGGCAAGGCUUUGCGCAUGGCCAUUUCGCUUGGCUUGCAUCAAGAGGUCAGCCCUCAGUACAGCUCACAGCAGGGCCCGAUCCUGGACAAGGCCGAGAGGGAGCAUCGGCGACGAGUCUGGUGGUCCAUCUACAGCCUGGACAGAAUCCUCUGCGUCAAGUCCGGCAACCCCAUCACCAUCCAAGACGAAGACAUUGGCGUGGACCUGCCGUCGCCACUACCAGGAGACCCCAAGUAUUGCCCUGCUGUUGUGCUGCGCCAUUACACCGAGUUGUCUCGCAUCCUCGGCCAGAUUCACAUGACCAUCUACCGCCGAUCGAACAAGGCUGCGCCCAAGUCCGGCAAGAGCCUCAUGGCGUCGGUGCAGAGCAUCAUCUUCUCGCUGUCCAAGUGGAAUCGCGAGCUGCCCGAUGAGCUGCGCUUCGACCCUUCGCAGCUGACGUUUAGCCGCGAGAGCGUGGGCGCCUUUGCGCACUACUAUCAGUGCAUCAACAUGACGGCCAGGCCGCUGCUCUUCCACGUCGUGCAGAAGCGUCUCAAGGCCAUUCGGAGCGGUGAUGGGGCGGCGGAGAAGGAGCGCGACUGGAAGGAAGGGCUUUCGCAGACGACGGUGAGAGUCAUCGACAUGUGUAUUGGGGCCGCGCAGGAUGUCAUCAACAUGAUGGCCAUUGUAGCGCAGCACGACAUGGUUGCAACAUACGGUUACAUGGAUGGGGAGCACAUCUUCUCUGCCACCAUUGUGCUCGUCAUGGUCUGCGCGGCGUUUCCUGACAAUGCUGCGAACAACUUGGCCAUGGAAGCCGGACUUGGCUUGCUGCGGAACAUGGGCGAGCGCGGCAACAGCCAUAUGGGUGCUCGAUACGAGCUGCUGGCCAACAUCCACUCGGGCUCAAGCCUUGCGUCUCCCACCGCGCCU